Molecule: messenger RNA, 1096 nt
Organism: Hibiscus syriacus
Lineage: Eukaryota; Viridiplantae; Streptophyta; Magnoliopsida; Malvales; Malvaceae
Product: ribonuclease P protein subunit p25-like protein
Exons: 8
Coding region: 154-882 (242 amino acids)
Molecular function (GO): RNA binding
Source: RefSeq, a predicted model, not a curated record
UCCCGAAAACCCGACAAGGUAAAAAAAUGGGAGAAAGCAUGAGCCAAGGCCAUAGAGAGGAGAAAGGGUUCGCUUAACAGCCAACGUUUUGAUUCGUCCUGUUACAGGCUUUAGGGUUUAAAUCAGGGGUUUUUUCCCCAUCAUCAUCAGCGAAUGGAUAGAUACCAGAAAGUAGAGAAACCAAAGCCUGAAUCACCCAUUAACGAGAAUGAGAUCCGAAUCACUUCUCAAGGCGCUAUUCGAAACUACAUCAACUAUGCUAUUGCUCUUCUUCAGGACAAGCAUGUCAAGGAAAUUGUCUUGAAAGCAAUGGGGCAGGCAAUCAGUAAGACAGUAGCCAUUGCUGAGAUUUUAAAGAAAAGAGUUCCUCGCUUGCAUCAAGAUACUGCGAUUAACUCAGUGAGCAUAACUGAUAUUUGGGAACCUAUUGAAGAGGGUCUCGUCCCUGUAGAGAUGACUCGUCAGGUCUCAAUGAUAUCUAUCACCUUGUCAACCAAAGAGCUGAACAAAAACUCUGUUGGGUAUCAAGCUCCACAUUAUGCUGAACAACCCAAGCCACAAUAUCAUCAUCAGCAGCAGCAGCAACCACCCAAUCAAGCUCGGGUCCCAUAUAAUGCUGUUAAUGAAGAUUCAUAUGGCCAAGGAAGGGGUCGUGGUAGAGGCCGAGGGAGAGGGCGGAGUUGGGGCAGGGGUGGAUACUCGAACUAUGGGGAUUAUCAAGAUAAUGGAGGAUACUCGAACUGGGGCAGAGGUGGUGGGCGAGGAAGAGGUUGGGGUUAUCGUGGUGCUGGUUAUGAAAGAGGUAAGGGUGGUGGUGGUAGAGGCUAUAGCCGUGGCCGUGGAAGGAUGGGUGGUGGUCGCUUGAGGGGUGGUGACUACUAAAGCAUAAUAAAAGGACGCAUAAAGCUCGUGUUAGUGGGAAAUUAUGGAAGUAGGUGUGUUUGUCAUAGCGUGAGAUUGUGGGUUGAAAUCUGGAGCGUUAUUAAGCAGUGGUUUUGUGUUUCUGUCUGGCAUUAUAUAUGGAUGAGGGAAACGUUUUUAUUUCGCAUUUAGCCAAGGCCAAGAGGAUGGGUUUAUGAUUUGUGCUGUAUUUGAA